Molecule: messenger RNA, 5192 nt
Organism: Micropterus salmoides (largemouth bass)
Lineage: Eukaryota; Metazoa; Chordata; Actinopteri; Centrarchiformes; Centrarchidae
Exons: 3
Coding region: 271-3801 (1176 amino acids)
Molecular function (GO): GTP binding; protein binding
Source: RefSeq, a predicted model, not a curated record
CUGCCUGCCUCGUUAACCUUGAUCCCUGUCACCUGUGUUGCUUCCGCCCUGCUCCUUAGUCCCUGUGUAUAUACCUGGUGUUUCUGUUUAGUCUUUGUCGGGUCGUUACAGUGUGUUGUAGUGUUGUCUGCUCAGUCUCGUCUUGCUUGUUCCCUGUCAGUUGUUAGGAUUUUGGAUUGUACACCUGUUUCUGGCCUUUUCUGUUGGAUUACCUUGUUUCUUUGGAUUUUGGAUUCCCUGGGCUCAGCCACUACGUUUUCAGACUGAGCGAUGGACCCGGAAGCCGGCGGGACGAUGGAGGUGGCGGUGCUCGGCCGGCCCUUCAGCCUCGGGAUGUUGUACGACUGCCGCAGCGACUCACUCGUCCCUGGAAUGACACUGUGGGACCAUGAUAAACUGAUAAAAUAUAUACGAGAAAGACCACACAACUAUAAAGGCUUUGAGAUAGUUGCAUCUGAAUCAAUUGAGGACAAAUCUUCAGCACUAAACGUUGAAGCUUCCCUGAAGGCAAGUUUCUUGAGUGGACUGGUUGAGGUUGAUGGAUCGGCCAAAUACCUGAACGACAGUAAGACUUCCAAAAAUCAAGCCAGAGUAACUCUGAAGUACAAGGCUCCCACAAAGUUCCAGGAACUGUUGAUGGAUCACCUUGGAAGAGGCAAUGUGAAGCAUCCAUAUGUCUUUGAUAAAGGAUUAGCAACACAUGUAGUCACAGCCAUUCUUUAUGGGGCACAAGCCUUCUUUGUCUUUGACCGUGAGGUGUCUAAAAAAGAAGAUCAUCAAGACAUUGAGGGGAACUUGAAGAUGAUGAUCAAGAAGAUUCCCAGCCUUGCUAUAGAGGGUGAAGGUUCCCUGAAACUGGAAGACAAGGACAGAGCAAAUGUUGAGAAAUUCUCCUGCAGAUUCUUUGGAGACUUUUCUCUUAAAAAAAGUCCUGUGUCCUUUCAGGAUGCAGUAGAAGUCUACCAAAGCCUGCCAAGAUUACUGGGAGCCAACGGAGAAAAGGCUGUACCAAUGAAAGUCUGGCUGUUGCCACUGACAAGUUUAGAUUCUUCUGCUGCAAAACUGGUCCGUCAGAUAAGUAUAGGAUUAGUUCAGGAAUCACAGAGAGUCCUGGAGGACUUCAGUGAGCUGGAAAUGAGGUGCAAUGACACAAUGAGAACCACCACCGUACAGCAGUUCCCACAGAUUGGCAAAAAGAUUAAAAGCUUUAAAGAGAUGUGCUCUGAGUUCAAGCUGGGAUUCCAACGAAAUCUGGCAAAGAAACUUCCAUCAAUCCGAGGAGGAGGAGAAGAGGAGGCUGUGCUCGCAGAGAUCCUGAAGAAGAGACAUUCUUCUCCUUUCAACAGCAAAGACCUGAACGAGUGGUUGGACUGUAAAAUGACAGAAAUCUGCAUCUUAAAAUCGUUUACCAAUAUGAUGAAAAACACCAAGAUCGUCCCCUCUCAGAAUGUUCUUAGUAAAGAAACCUUCAGUGCAGAUCAUGCUGUGUGUUUUGUUUUCACCUCCCUGGGAAGUGCUGAACCGUACCUCUCAGAUUUAUCAAACUACUUAAAACAAACGCCCGAACCAGACGACCCUCAAGAUGUAGAGAAGGAACAAUGGUUCACCUCAAAAGAAAUAACAGAUGCAAUGAGGAAUAAAGCAAAGCUCUUCAGUGACUUUGCAGAGGCCAACAAGGAGAACAAGAACAUAAAGUUCCUGACAGUGGGAUUAACAAAUGAGACACAGAAAGGUUCAAGCAUCUACCUUUAUGAAGGCGCCUUUUCUGUCAAUGAGAACUUUGAGCCGCCUUCAAAGCCUGAAACAGUAACAGCAAGUGACAUAAAGCACAACAGUGUGACACUGAAGAUUUCUGCGCCCAGAUUUGGAGCAGAGAACAUCACCUCCUACUCUGUAGAGUACUGUGUCAGAGGAGAGGAUGGAUGGCAACAAGAGACAGCAUCAAAAGCUGGAGAAGUCACAGUGAGCCAUCUGAGUCCUAACACAGAGUAUAUGUUCAGAUGCAGAGCAGUGACCUCAGCAGGUGUUGGGCCGGCCAAUGAAGCCAGUGGUUCCAUUAAAACCUUACCUUGCAGCCCUCCUGGAAAACCUCAAGUUGAUCCAAACUCAAGUGAGAUCUCAGUCAGCUGGGAGAAACCUGCUGAGCUUGAACAAGAUGUCCAGAUUUUGAGCUACAUCGUGGAGUACGCCAAAACAGACAACGGGGUGAAAGAGGAAGAUCUCCAAUGGAAGCAAAUGAUGUCGAGAACUGAAAAGGCGAUCAUUUCAGGGCUUCAGCCAGAGACAGAAUAUGUUGUCAGGGUCAGAUGUGACUGUGGUGCAGCUGGAAGAAGCAAGGAGAGCAUCUCUGUUAAUGUCUGCACAAUGAAAUUUAAACGUCUCACAGAACUCCUCAAAAGUAGAAGUGAAAGGAUAAAUUCUGAAUCACCUUCAGUUUACAAACUGCCUCUGAAAGAAGAAGAUACGGACAUUGAUGGAUGUAGAAGAUACAGUUUUGGCAAAGAAAGCACGAGGAAAAAUCGCACAAUAAUGUAUUUUGGAGCGACCGGAUCGGGAAAGGCGACUCUCAUCAAUGGACUGAUCAACUACAUUCUAGGUGUCGAAUGGGAGGAUUCAUAUCGGUUUAAGUUAAUUGACGAGGGUCAGUCGACGUCACAGGCUGAAAGCCAGACCUCUGAAGUCACUGUGUACAAAAUCAACCACCAGGAGGGUUUUAAAACAGAAUACUCUCUGACCAUUGUUGACACUCCAGAGUUUGAAGAUACAAGAGGCAUAAAAACAGACAGACAGAUCACAGAACAGCUGUGUAAUCUCUUCUCUGCUGAGCUUGGUGUCAGUGAAAUUGACGCUGUGUGUUUUGUAGCUCAGGCUUCUUUACCUCGACUCACGCCAACACAGAAAUAUGUGUUUGACUCCAUACUCUCAAUCUUUGGCAAAGAUGUGGCAGAAAACAUCAGGGUUCUGGUGACAUUCGCAGACGGCCAGCAUCCACCAGUUCUAGAGGGAAUCAAUGCUUCAGGUGUCCCAUGUCCUAAAACAAAAGACGGGCUGCCAGUUCACUUCAAAUUCAAUAACUCAGCUUUGUUUGCAGACAACAAAUCAUCUGCAGCAGGCAGCAUGAGUGGGGAUGAUGAGGAUGAAGAGGGAGGCUUUGAUCAGAUGUUUUGGAACAUGGGGACAAAAAGCAUGAAGAGGUUCUUUGCUGCUUUGAAUCAAAUAGAAACCAAAAGCUUGACAUUGACAAAGGAGGUAUUCGGAAAAAAAGAGCAGCUCAAGAAGUCACUCGAAAAUUUGCUGAAGCAGGUUGAAGAUGGGUUACUCAGGUUUGAUGAGAAAAAUGAGCGGCAAGAAAUCCACCGAACAAGUUAUUGGGCAUUUCUUAAAAAAAUGCUAGAAGAAUUUGAAUUCAGGGAAUUAAUAAUGGCAGAGGUGCUGAAACUGUCAGACAGCUCCACAGAGUGUUUAAACAGACUUAAAGAGAUUUCAUUGAAGCCAAAUCUUCUCUCCACUGCAGAGUACAUCGACAUGCUGAUUGAGGAAGAGAAAUCUGAGGCCAAGCCAGGCUGGAAGCAACGAGUUCAGUUCCUGAGAGAAAUAUUAAAAGAUGAUGAUGAUGAUGAUGAUGAAGAACAUAAUAGUGGUGAAGAAGAUGAAUUCACCACCUUGGCGAAGAUGAUGAUGAUAGUAGUUUUAUCAUCUGAUGAAGAAGUUCAUGAUUUUGCUUUUUUCUUGUUUAUGAAAUUGCUGAUGAAGAUUAGAUUUUCUCUUGGUGACAAAGAAGGUGAUGAUAAUGAAGAAUAAGUUUAAUCCCUCUUACUGAAAUGUUUCACUCCAUUGUUAUUUUCUUUAUUUCAUUACACACACAUGCACAUCCUAACAGUAAGUGAACAGGCACUUCUCCAACUACCAGUCCAUACUGACUGGUUCAUACUGGACUAAAACAGGCAACCCUCCAGUUCCUAAGUCCCCAUAGACUGAGUUACCCGCCCCAAAAAAUUGAGUAAAUGGCUAAAAUAAACUGAAGAGAGAUUCUGCUCAAGCAUCCGUAGUGACCAAGAAUCUCUGCUUCAAAACUAAAUGAAAAUCAAGACUACAACAGAUACCAAGACAGAGAUCCAUUCUGACCCAGAUACCAAAGAACCAAACAGGACAGAGAGUGAUGUACUGAGACAGUCUCCAUACUGAGACACCGACACUUCAGUUAUUCUGACCAACAAAAGCUCAAGUAGAAAUGUGUUCGACAUAAAGAGAGAAACUGCUAACUCGUUUGUACAAACGUAUUCCAGCAGGAGUUAUCUGCAGAAAAUCACAGAUUUACCGUGUGUGCUGAUAAAUGUUUGAGUGUGCUGGAAGCAUUUACUGGACAACUUCCUGCCACCAUUAACACCAGUGUCACAGUUUAAACCUCCAGCUUUAUUAACUCAGCAAACCUGAACACUGAGAAUUAAAUAGUAUUUAUAUUUUAUCUAUUUUGACAAUCUAAAUAUAACUGUUCAUAAAGUGUUUAGAUAUAUAGAUUUGCAUUGUUCAGUACGGCUUUGUAAACAGGAAUAUCAGCUUCUUACUCAGUUGUUCUGCUCUUCUAUUAUUUUCUUUGAGUUUUGAAAAAGGUGGUUAAUGUGAAAAAUGAUAAUGACUUGUUAUGCUGAUGUGUAUUGAUUUACAUGUUAUUGUUGUGUUGUAAUAACCGGUGUAAAAUGCUCUGAUAGUACAUUAAGAUAGUUCCCCUUGCUUGCUCACUACUCAAGAAUGUCUGUUGUGUAAAAACAGCUGACGCUAAUCUCUUUUGUAAACAGUAAGAUGAGAGCAUUCAUUAAUGUUCUGACCAUGUUUCAUAAACUUAAUGUGUCCAUGGAACGGCCAAAGAGGGGACUGAUUUGACCUUUAUGCAUUCUGAUGAUCAUAUGUAUCAUUUACUUUGUGUACUUAUAUUCAUUUUACUGUCCACUAUGUGUACCAGUGUUUCAGCUAUAAUGAACAUCUGUGAGAUAGUUUUAGCUUCUGCCUACUGUUCCUGUGAGAACUAUCAUAGUAUUAAGGUAUCAAGGCUGAGAACAGCUUUCUCGUAGACUCCACAGUUAUCUCCUGCAUUAAAUCCCUUAGUUAUCCAGAUGCUGCGGAGUCUGAGUCCUCUGGACCAGCUGACUUUGUUACUCUACUUUCUUCUAACCUUAAUAAAAAUAACAAAGACA